CGUCGCGAUGGCGCUACCGGAGAAUCCAUUUUAUCUAGUCCGCAGCCCGCAAACCGACUCUCUUUCUUAAGUUUCUUCGACAGCCAUGACGGGGUUCAGCGAGAAGCCGAUCCUUAUCGAUGGCCGUGGCCAUUUGCUCGGCCGCUUGGCCGCCAAAAUCGCCAAAACUAUUUUGGAAGGCAACAAAGUUAUAGUUGUUCGUUGCGAACAACUUAACAUCUCUGGCAACUUCUUCAGGAACAAGUUGAAGUUUUUGUCGUUCCUCCGUAAGAGAUGUAACGUCAACCCUGCUCGUGGACCUUUCCACUACAGGGCCCCAUCGAAGAUCCUCUUCAAGACUGUUAGAGGAAUGGUCCCACAUAAAACCGCAAGAGGCAAAGAUGCUUUGAGAAGGUUGAAGGCCUACGAAGGCUGCCCACCACCUUACGACAGGAGAAAGCGAGUAGUAGUUCCUGGAGCAAUGAGAGUCAUGUGCUUAAAGCCAGGCAGAAAGUACUGUCAUGUUGGACGUCUGUCUCACGAAGUUGGAUGGAAAUACAAGGCUGUUGUCCGCACAUUGGAGAACAAGAGACGUGUCAAAUCCAUCAUGGAAGUCCAAAAGAGAAACGGACUUAAGAAAAUCACAAAGAAGGCUGGAGAGGCUGUUGCUCAAAGGGCUGCUCCUUACACUGCUGUUAUUAACAGCCUUGGUUACAAUUAAGAAUUUUACAUUAAUAAUAAAAAUUCUUUUAAAAAGCCAAA
Trichogramma pretiosum is the source of this 741-nucleotide messenger RNA. RefSeq names its product 60S ribosomal protein L13a-like. Gene Ontology annotation, cellular component: ribosome; cytosolic large ribosomal subunit. Gene Ontology annotation, biological process: negative regulation of translation; translation. The record is from RefSeq and is a predicted model, not a curated record. NCBI's taxonomy places the organism in Eukaryota, Metazoa, Arthropoda, Insecta, Hymenoptera, Trichogrammatidae. Gene Ontology annotation, molecular function: structural constituent of ribosome; mRNA binding. The transcript has 6 exons. Bases 86 to 700 code for a protein of 204 amino acids.